CCAACAAGUUUGGCAGUCCAGGACAGUUUGGCAGCCCAAGUGGUGGCCACAUGCUGGCCUCUGACCUGAAGAUGUACCCCGACACAGGGGUUGGUUUCAUGAAGUCUGGCGGAGCCUCCUACCAGCCCUCUUUUAAUCAGACUGGUGUGGGGCCUGGCUACCAACCGUCUGUGGGUGGUGGAGGUGGCUGGAAGAAGGCAGCUCCCUUGCCAGCUGUUGGUGGCAACAAGAAACCCAGCGAGGCCGUCAGUUACGGACCAGGGCCCCGGAGAACAGACUGGGCAUCCAAGUACCUCAAGUCCUGA
Molecule: messenger RNA, 305 nt
Organism: Candidula unifasciata
Lineage: Eukaryota; Metazoa; Mollusca; Gastropoda; Stylommatophora; Geomitridae
Source: the annotation of a GenBank genome assembly